Lethenteron reissneri (Far Eastern brook lamprey) is the source of this 13059-nucleotide messenger RNA. RefSeq lists its product as uncharacterized. Gene Ontology annotation, cellular component: actin cytoskeleton; cytoplasm. Gene Ontology annotation, biological process: actin polymerization or depolymerization; barbed-end actin filament capping; actin filament severing. NCBI's taxonomy places the organism in Eukaryota, Metazoa, Chordata, Hyperoartia, Petromyzontiformes, Petromyzontidae. The record is from RefSeq and is a predicted model, not a curated record. Gene Ontology annotation, molecular function: phosphatidylinositol-4,5-bisphosphate binding; actin filament binding.
CACUGCUCGUCGUCAAUAUAGCAAGCCUCUACACACACGGGAGCUCGGGGAGGGAGUGAGAGAGAGAGAGAUAGGGGUCAAGAGAGUGAGAGAGUGAGCCAACCAGCCCCGCUGUGCGGGAGGGGGUGUGGGAUAGAGAGGACACGGAGCUAGCGAGCGAGGCAGGGAGUGAGUGAAUGAGUGAGUGAGCCUGGCAGUGGCUGCCUGCGUCCGGCGUUGCGCAGCAUUUGCCGCAGCAACUCUGCCGUGCGGUUCUGCCGUGGAGCGGACAAAAUCCGCAAAGCGUCUCUCCCCGCACGGAAUACCACGCAGAUUUAUCAGGAGCUGCCUGCCACUCCACUUAAAGCUAGGGCAAACCCAGAGCCAGCCCCUGGUGCCUGCCCAUCCAGCUGGGCAGGAGCAGAAGAGGACGACUCACAACUCGUGUUCAACAGUGACACAAAAAGCCCCAGCGCUGGGAGCCCCGUCCUGUCUGGUCGAGUGUGGGAGCUUUGCCAGGUGUUUGAAGGAGAGCAGUGGGUGCAGGGUGACAUGCUCAGGAGGGCGGUACUGCCUCCCAGCUCGGAGCGUUGGGCGUGCGACGCGGCUGUUGAGGCCGACCCGGGGGUCUCGGGGUCGCUGGUCGGUGGGGGCUCCAAGGGUGCGGGAGUGGUAGCCGGGCUGGUGAGCCAACGCGUGCUGCAAGAGGAGGAGGAAGAGGGCCCUCGUUAUACACGCGGCUCGGACAGCGAGGGAUUCAGCCCCCGUCCUGUGCGGCGCUCCGACCGAGAGGAGGCUUUCCGUGCCCCUGCGCCGCACACGGCCAGCAUCGCGCGCCACCCCGGGGCGCCCCGUCAGCCACCCCACAACCCCUUCUCGCCCGGUUUUGACUCGGAGCCGCCGGACCCCACCGCACGAUCCGAGCGCAUCGCUCGCUACAAGGCAGAGCGCCGUCAGCAGCUAGCUGAGCGCUACGGCAUUCCAGCUGACAGCGACUCGGAGAACGACCCAGUGUCCAAGUACGCGUGGCUGAAGCAGCAGAGGGCUGGUGGUGCCGCUGCCGCCACCGCCGCCGCUGCUGCUGGUGCCAGCGUCAGUGGUGGAGCGGGGAUAUUGGAGCGGGAGAAGAAGGUUCUGGCGUCGCUGUCGGAACGAGAGCCGGCACCAAAUUCCCGGCACCGCAUAGCCGGGCGGAAAGAGGUGCAGUACACGGGACCGUACCCAAAAGCGACCGACAGUGGUGCCGUGAGUGACGGCCGAGGGAGGAUGCUCCAUCACCAGCAUCACCACCAACAUAACCAUCAUCAGCAGAAGCAGCAGCAACCGCAGCAGCAGCAGCAGAGAGGCAAGCACGGGGACACCAUGGAGGCAUCAGAAAGAGCAAGGUCGGCACAACCGCGAUAUGCAUGGGAGGAAGAAGGAGAGAGGUAUCCACACACCGCCGCUCCACCUUACCAGCCUACCGCUGCCCCUCCUUACCAUCAGGUGACCGCAACCCCUUACCAGCCUGCUGCUGCCUUUUACCAAUCAACAGCCGUUCCUCCUUACCAUCAGGUGACUGCCCCUCCUUAUCAGCCAGCUGAUGCCCCUCCUUACCAAGCAGCAGUCACUCCUUACCAGCAUAUGGCUGCUCCUCCUUAUCAAAUGGCGUGUGAUCCUUAUCAAGCCGUGGCCGCACCCCCUUACCAGCCGACUGCUGCCACUUAUCCAGUGAGGGCAGUUCCGUCCUCUCCUCCAUCGUCCCCAAUGUCGCCGGGUUUCAGCCCCUACGAGGGCCACAGAGCCAAACACAGACCCCUUCACCGUGACGACGGAGGCAAGAGCGGCCAUGACGGUGCCGUCCCCUGGAGACAACCGGGCUACAAGCACGUCCCCGUGCGCAUCGUAUCCCCACCGCAAGCCGGGGCGUCCACCACCGCCAGGCCCUGGCACCAGCGGCCACAGCAGUUCACGGAGCAGCCUCUGCACUUCCGUUCUGAGCCUCGCACCCAGCAGAGGCAGCAGCAACAGCAGCAGCAGCAACCACCACCUCUUUACCAACACCACCACCAUCAUCAACAGCAAUACCAGCAACAACACCAGCCGCAACACCAGCAGCAACACCAGCUACAGCAACAGCAGCAGCACCAGCAGCAGCACCACUCUAGGCAGCCUCACUAUCAUGCUCAAGCUGUGGCAGCCCCACCUGAAGUCUGGAGCCCCAGCCGGCAGCAAGAUUACCGGGCCCCUCAGCAACGAGCGUCCUACAGCAGCAACCAGACAAUGAGCCCGUCGGCAGAGCAGCCGGAGCACUACCGCGGUCUCCCUCACCGGCACGAUCGUCUGGCUGGCUCAGAAUUUUAUGCUGGCGGACCCGCAGCUGGUGCGGUGCGGAUCCCGGGCAGCGCGGGUAGCGUGUUCCGGCCAGUGGUGAGCGCGCGCCGAAUGGCGAUGGCAGAGCGGGCCACACCACCAGAGCCAAGGACACCACCGGCCACGACUCCUCCACGGGCCAGCUUCGAUGACUUCAGCCGCUCGGACGACGAGCAGUACGGGGUAGGAGAGGAGAUGGGGGACGAUAUUGCCCUGCGGAGAGCGCAACGAGAGGGGGAGACGGCCAGAGAUGGGCGAAUGGAACUAGAGGCCGAUGAGAGCGUGACAGAAUCUCCGCCGCUGCAGCCUCCACCGACCGCUCGCCUCCUGAAGAGCAGGAAGGCCGUGCUGCCCUCCGAGGUGCGGCGCCAGCAGCAGAAGGUACCGUCCGACGAGGGGAGAGCGAGGUCCGGCCAGACGCCCGAUGGGGGCCUGAGGGCAAAGCAGUCACCGUCGGCUCGAGGGGACGGCGAGAGGGAGUACGUGGGCGGUCCUGACGACGAAGGAGACGGCGCCGGAGCCGCGCGAUGGUGGGGCGAGAGGAAGGGGGCGCAAACGGACACCCACGGCGGGGUCGGCGGGCCCGUGAUGCGCAGCAGCUCUGAGAUUUGGGGCGGGCCGGCCCACUUGUCGGCGGGGAACCUGGUCAGAGCGAGGCCGAUGCGGAGGGCGACCCAGGAGGCCUUCCUGAUGACGGCGGCAGGCGCCCGUGCAGAGAGGGGCAUGGCCGAGGGGCGGGAGUGUGAGCGGGGUGGCGUGGACUGGCUGGGCACCGAUGGCUACGCCGGGGGCAGGCCGCCACCUCGCGAGGGUUUGUUCGAGUCGCCCCCAGAGCCUCGGGCCCGCAGCAGAUCCGUCGACUGGAAUGCGGCGGCGGCGAGGGUGAACGUUGAAGCGCGACCUCGAGGGCCCAUGUGGCGUGCUGAGGCUGGGAGGGGAGUGGGCGCCGGGGGCGCCGGGGGCACCGGGGGCGCCGGGGGCGGUAAAGGCGGCGUGGGCGGCGGGGUGGCUCCGGCUCAGCGCAGGGCCCGGCGCUACAUCACGCCGGGGGACGACCGGCGGGCGUCCGACCGCUUCCGCACUCAACCCGUCACCUCGGCCGAACGGCACCAGACAGACAGGUCUUGGCAAGGGGAUGCCGAUGACAAUGUUGAAACGGACAAUAUUGAUGACAAGGCCAAGCUGAGUGUGGCUGCCAAGCGGUCAUUUUUCAAGGACCUGGAGAAAGCCGCGUCCCAGGAAUCUCCAGCCUCUCCGAAAAUGCGCUCUCGCAACCCGGCGGUGGAGCGACGUCUGCAGCGACGGCUGCACAAGCGCGCGUUCACGCAGCCCAUUGGCACCCCGCCGGGCUCGCCCGCCAGUGGAGCUGGCUUAUUUGCUCAGGGCACAACCAGUGGCAGCCCAACAGCCCAAGGAAGGAGCAACAGCCCCAUUCCAGUCGAACCUGAACCCCAGCUGACCAGCACGGGGAGCAAGCCCGAGAUCGUGGCGCGUGCGCGGGACGAGGAUGAGAGCCAGUCGGACGGCGCUCCGGACACCAGCACCCUGACGCUGACGGAGAAGAUGGCGCUGUUCGACCGCCUGCUCCGGCCAGGCGCCGCGGGGGCCCCGCCGUCCCCCGCUCGCGGGCGCACGACCCCCAGCGACGACGCGGCUCCGGGGGCGCCCAGGGACCGGCUGGUGUCCAGGAGGCGACGCGGUUCGUCUCGUUACCAGACCCAGCCCAUCACCAUGGAGGAGGUCAAGCAGGCAAACUCGGGGACCCUCACGCCGUCCUCGCUCGGCUCCAGCAAAGCUGAGAAGUCCCCACCACUCCCUGACGAGCCGCCGAUGUCGCAUCCGCGAUCGCCCAGCCCCGGGACUCCGAGAUCCUCUGGGUCUUCUUGCACGCGGGAUUCGCGUGCUCAAGUGAUGGAAAACCCCUUUAAAACCGCCCCUAAGCACCACGCCGACAGCCCGGCAAUGAACAAGGGCUCGGAGCCCCAGUGGUCUCAAGUUGACAACGCAGGGAGAGGUGAAACGAACGAACGGGGAAGGCCGCAAGAAGGCAGAGAGGCGUCGGGUGGUGGGAGAGUGAAAGAAGCAGUGAAAGAUGACUGCAGGCAACCCGGGCGAGUGUCAGGGCGCGGCAAUGGCGGGGACGUCAAGGCAAGAGAUGUCCCCGGUAGUGCCGACAGCACGGCCAGAGGGAGUGUGGAGAGGAUGAGUGCGGAGGACAGCGUGGAUGUGGCUAAAGAUAUGAAUGCACAGGGGCUGGGAGAGAUGAAGAGAUUGGAGCGAGAGACCGGUGCCAGGAGAGGCUCAGGUGGAAGCAUUCGCCGACAGCUAAGUCAGGAGAUUCUGGGCACCAAACUGAGCAAAGGGGUGGAUGAGGGGGUGGGAAAGCAGGAGGAUGUAGAGGAGAAGGGAGCAAAGAAAGUCAUGGAGAGGGAGACAGAAAAACAGAGGGAGAUAGAAAGACAGGAGAUAGAAAGGCAGAUGGAGAUGGAACGGCAGAGGAAGUUGGAAAGAGAGGAGAUAGAGAGACACAGGGAGAUGGAAAGGCAGAGGGAGAUAGAAAGACAGAGGAAGUUGGAAAGAGAGGAGAUAGAGAGGCAGAGGGAGAUGGAACGGCAGAGGGAGUUGGAAAGAGAGGAGAUAGAAAGACAGAGGGAAAUGGAAAGGCAGAGGGAGAUAGAAAGGCAGAGGAAGUUGGAAAGAGAGGAGAUGGAAAGGCAGAGAGAGAUCGAAAAACAGGAGAUAGAGAGACAACAGGAGAUCGAAAGACAGAGGGAGUUAGAAAGAGAGGAGAUAGAGAGGCAGAGAGAGAUAGAAAGACAGGAGAUAGAGAGACACAGGGAGAUGGAAAGACAGUGGGAGAUAGAAAGAGAGAAGAAGUUGGAAAGAGAGGAGAUAGAAAGACAGAGGGAGAUGGAACGGCAGGAGAUAGAGAGACAAAAGGAGAUCGAAAGACAGAGGGAGUUAGAAAGAGAGGAGAUAGAGAGACACAGGGAGAUGGAAAGGCAGUGGGAGAUAGAAAGAGAGAAGAAGUUGGAAAGAGAGGAGAUAGAGAGGCAGAGAGAGAUAGAGAGGCAGAGAGAGAUGCAAAAACAAAAGGAGAUAGAAAGAGAGAGGGAGAUGGAAAUACAGAAGAUAGAGAGACACAGAGAGAUGGAAAGGCAAAAGGAGAUGCACAAACAAAAGGAGAUAGAAAGACAGAGGGAGUUAGAAAAAGAGAUGGAGAUUGAAAGACAGAGAGAGAUGGAAAGACAGGAGGUAGAAAGACAAAAUGAGAUACAAAGACAAAAGGAGAUAGAACGUCAGGAAAUAGAAAGACAAAAGGAGAUGCAAAGACAAAAGGAGAUAGAGAGACAGGAGAUACAAAGACAAAAGGAGAUGCAAAGACAAAAGGAGAUAGAGAGACAGAGGGAGUUAGAACGUCAGGAGAUAGAGAGACAAAAUGAACUAGAGAGACAAAUGGAGAUACAAAGACAAAAGGAGUUGGAAAGACAAAAGGAGAUGCAAAGACAAAAGGAGAUAGAGAGACAGAGGGAGUUAGAAAGACAGGAGAUAGAGAGACAAAAUGAACGAGAGAGACAAAUGGAGAUACAAAGACAAAAGGAGAUAGAAAGACAGAGAGAGUUAGAACGUCAGGAAAUAGAGAGACAAAAUGAACUAGAGAGACAAAUGGAGAUACAAAGACAAAAGGAGUUAGAAAGACAAAGGGAGAUACAAAGACAAAAGGAGAUAGAAAGACAGAGAGAGUUAGAACGUCAGGAAAUAGAGAGACAAAAUGAACUAGAGAGACAAAUGGAGAUACAAAGACAAAAGGAGUUGGAAAGAGAGAGGGAGAUACAAAGACAAAAGGAGACAGAGAGACAGAGGGAGAUUAAGAGACGGGAGAUCGAAAGGCAGAGGGAAUUGGAAAGAGAAAAUAUAGAAAGGCAGAGAGAGAUGGAGAAGCAAAGGGAGCUGGAGAGGGAACGGGAGAUGAAAGUGAAAAGGGAUGUGGAAAGACAGAGGGAGUUGGAAUGGGAGUGUGUGGUGAAGGAGAGGGACGAGUUUGAAAUGGAGAGAGGGAAGCAAAAGAAUGAAAUGCAGUGGAAGACAGACAGGAAAAAGGAGAAUAAAUGUAAAAUGGAAGGGGAGAGAAGGAGAGGCGACGAUGAGAGUGAACGCCACCGUAAGCACGUGGCCGAGGGAGUGGAGGAAGAAGUUGUAGACCGGGCGCUGGAUAGGAGGGGGUCAGAGAGGACGACGCAGAGACAGAUUGAUGAGGUGAGGUCAGAGAGGGCGCACGGAAGGAAGGCGGAGAGAGGUACGCACGGUAAUGUUUCUGACAAGGGGCUGGGAACCGGUGUCGACAAGCGAAUUGUGACGGGGCACGGAUUGGAGGAAGUCGAAGAGAAAAGAACGGGGCAGAGGGAUAGGAAGGAACAUGUGGAUUUCGAAGCGGAGAUAGGGGUCACUGGUGCAGGGGAGAGACCGUUGAGGCAGCAGUGGGCCGAGCAAAAAGGCAAGGGCAUCGAGGCACAGGGAGUGACCGAGUUGACGGCCACAGCGGACGACGCGAGAGUGAGACCCUCAUCGCUGCUCACCAAGACAAAGGGGACCGAGGAGGCCAUGGAGAUGGAGGGCGUACAGACGCCGACUACUGCUGACGUAGACGCAUUGGGCCCCGCUCCAUUGCAGCAGGGCAUCGGUAACGCCACGUGCUCGGCCUUCCAGCCGUGGCAGCGUCCAUGCCACCACGUGGCGGCCAAGCCCUGGGUUACCACCGUCGCUUCGUCACCCACAAAUGCCGCCGCGAGGCCCUGGGUGGGUCCCCCGACGCAGGCCACUACCGCCCCGUCGCAAGCACACGGGCAGUCGCACUCAUCACCCAAGCCCUGGGUAGCAGCCACGAAGCAGGGGGCCGAUCGACAGGGAAUGCAGCCGCUGCAGAAGGAGCAGCAGGGAAUUGUAUCGCCCCAGAAUGAAAUGCCAAAGCAGCAGGGAGUGCCACAGCAGCAGCAGCAGAAGCAGCAACCGGCUCUGUCCCUACUGCAGCUGCCGCAGAAGCAGCCGCCCCCAACAUCACCCAAGCCGCGAGUGCUGCUCGUGUCCGUGCCACAGGAGGGGCCUCUGUACCGGGCAUCCCCGCAGACCCAGUCCACCGGCCCGUCACACCAGCCACAGGGCCAGGCCAUCCCUCAGGUGUCUCCUCAGCCCUGGUUGGAGCCUUCGGGGUCGUCGUCCAGGCUGUGGGGACACCCGGCCCAACAGCACUCGCCCCUCCCAUUGCAGCAGCCAGCCAGCCUGGCUGAGCAGUCACAAAAGCAGCAGCAGCAACAGCAGUGGCCACCCAUGCAGCGCCAUUCUCAGCAAGUCCACCUGACACCUGGGCAGGAGUCUGAGCCACUGCUCCCAGAACAGCAGCAGCAGCAGCGGCCAAUGAAACAGCCACGUGCCCAUGUACAGACUGGAUCCUCCAAGGCUGAACUUCUCCAGCAGGAGGCGCGAGUGGCUGAAGAGAGGAGCGACAAAGCAAUGCUGACAGUCGCCGACCGCAAGCAACUGCUGGCGCAGAGGGAGGAGGGACGCACAAUGCGGGGAACGGCACCAGGACCUUCUGCCCCGCACGGACACCAAGGCCGCUCCGCACAGCCGUCACCGGACCGCAGGGCGACACACGCCGAGAAGGCACGGUCACAUAUCCGAAUGGCCCGGGAUGCGGUUGCCAGGGAGACGGUUGCCAGGGAGGCAACUGCCAGAGACGGAGGAUUUUAUCUGCAGACGGGCCGAGGGGGCUGGGCUGGCUCAGAGUUUAGCGAUGAAGACUUUGCCUAUGUGGCCAACGUGCACACACCACGGCUGGACUUCAGCCUGGCGGAGCACCGGCGCGCCGUGCGCCCGCUGCGCCGAACCGUGCCCUCCCGCAAUCCGCUGCGAGUGCUGGCCGCGCGCGCCGAUGUGUGGUCCGAGGAUGUGGCCCUGGGCCUGGAAAUGAACAGCCCUCCACGGCCCCACAGCGCUUGCCACGCGCGGCCUGCGUGGACAUCGGCCAGCCAGCGGCCAGUUACGAAGCAGCCGCCCUUCGUUGCCCCCGUGGCUCCACCACCACCACCCCCAGCGGCUCCACCACCACCACCCCCAGCGCUAGCAGUGGCCCCAGCAGUGCCUGUCGUUGCCAUGGAGACACAAGCCGUGGCCAAGACACGCAGCAGCAAGACCACCACGGCAGCCACCCCGUACAAGCGAGUCAUGCUGCUGCAGGUCAAAGGCCGAAGCCACAUUCAGACGCGGCUUGUGGAGCCCAGAGCUACCUCCCUGAACAGCGGAGACUGCUUCAUCCUGGUGACACCGCACCACUGCUACCUGUGGGUGGGACACUUCUCAAACCCGGCGGAGCGCAACAAGGCCGCGGAGCUCGCUGGAUACAUCCAGUCUCGCCGUGACCUUGGCUGCCGAGCCGGGAGCGUACACGUGAUCGAGGAGGGUGUGAACUGCGACAGUGGACGUGCGCGCGGAUUCUGGGCCCACCUCGGUGGCUUCACGCCCUACCAGGCAUCGGGAGGCACGGAGGAAGACGAGCUGUACGAGGGCGUGAUCGCCGAGACCAACUGCAUCUACCGCAUGGUGCACGACAAACUCAUCCCCGAGGAUGGCGCCUGGGGCCGCGUCCCCACGCAGGAGCUGCUGGAACCCAGCGACGUGCUGGUGUUUGACUUCGGCAGCGAGGUGUACGUGUGGUGUGGGCGUGGGGUCCCAUCUGCGGCACGCGCCGUGGCCUUCCAGCUCGCCAAACAGCUCUGGAACGGCACCUUCGACUACACCAACUGCGACAUCAACCCCCUGGAUCCGGGGGAGUGCAAUAGCCUCAUCCCACGGAAGGGUCGCGGCCGUCCCGAUUGGGCCAUAUUUGGCCGCCUGAUCCAGCAUAGCGAGACCAUCCUCUUCAAGCAGAAGUUCCUCGACUGGUUUGAUGCAGUGCCCUCGGGUGGACCUCCUCGUGAUCCUGCCAGGGGUGACGCCCAGCUGCCCGAGCUGCACCCGUGCGACAUUCGCCUGAUGCUCACCGAGCCGUCCGAGUCCCAGGACCCGGCGGGUGCCGCAGAGGCCCCUCUGGAGGGGCUAGGACCCGGCAGGGGGGCGCGGGGCGCCAUGGGCGGCCGUGACAUUGCCACAGUCGGCGUGGACGUGUGGCACAUCCUGGACUGCGACUACAGCCGGAUACCUCAGUCGAGCGUGGGCCAGUUCCACGAGGGUGACACCUACGUGCUGAAGUGGAGAUACGUGCUGCUCGGCACGGACUCCCGCGGACGGGGCCCCGCGGCCGGCACGGAGCGCUGCGCCUACUUCUUCUGGCAGGGCCGGCACUCCACGGUGGACGAGAAGGGAACGACGGCACUCAUGGCGGUGGAGCUGGGGGAAGACCGGGGACCUCAGGUUCCAGUGACCCAAGGCAGAGAACCUCCUUCUUUCCUGCAGCUCUUCCAGGGUGGGAUGACCGUGCACGCUGGCCGGAGAGAAGAGGAGGAAGCUGGGACCCAGGGUGACUGGCGGCUGUACUGCGUCCGAGGCGAGGUACCAGUGGAGGCGCACCUGCUGGAGGUGGCGUGCCACGUGAGCAGCCUGCGCUCGCGAGCCCACAUGCUGCUGCUCAACGUGCACCAGGCGUCCAUCCUGCUGUGGCAUGGCUGCAAGGCUCAGCCAUCCGGCCGGCCCGUGGCAAAGCAGGCAGCCAAACGCAUCGGCGAGCUGUGCCCGCUGGAGGCAGGGCUGCACAGCAGCAGUCGCCUGAACAUUGAGGAGUGUGAGGAGGGGGCUGAGCCCACGGCAUUCUGGGAUGCGCUCGGGCGCCGCAACCGCAAGGCAUACGACUGCAUGCUGCAGGACCCAGGCAGGUUUAACUUCACCCCGCGGUUGUUCGGCCUGGAGGUGUCAUGUGGCCGUCUGGUGGCGCGGGAGCGGCUGUACGCGGCGCGCAUUCCCGGAGCCGUUUGCUCCACUCCAUUCCUGCAGGACGAGCUGUACAGCGGCAGCCAGCCGGCCCUAUUCAUGGUGGACAAUCACCAGGAGGUGUACCUGUGGCAGGGCUGGUGGCCCAACGGGGGUGACCCCCACUCAAACUCUCCGUCUCGCCUGCUGUGGGACCAGGCCCACCGAGCUGCCAUGCAGACUGUCCUGAGCUACUGCACAGCGAAGUCCCCAAGCAACCCCCCCAAGGCAUACCUGAUCCACGCUGGUCUGGAGCCCCUCACCUUCACCAAUGUGUUUCCUUCCUGGGAACAUCGGCAGGAUGUCGCUGAAAUCAGUGAGAAGAAUGUGCAGGCAAGCAGCCAGAUCACGCUGGUGCAGGAUGUGCUGGAGGCUCUGAGCCAUCCUGGCACAGCGGGGGGCCGGCCCUUACCCGUGGGGGCCGAGACCCAGCCAGCCACACAGCCCGACACAGAGGUAUACGCAGGAAUGCCACAGGCAGAGUUUUCUGCCCUGCCACUCUGGAGGCAGCAGGAGCUCCGACAGGCAGCAGGGCUAUCGUGAAAGUCUGCCUGUUUACCUGAAGACCCAACAGAGAUGAAGUCCUUACCUUGCCUGGAUAACUGUGCCUGUUCACACAUUGGAUCAUAGAGUGUGCACCUCGGUCCCACUGUCAUGAAACACACAUUUUUAUGCGUUUAGAGCUGCGGUGAUUUUUUUGUGUAACUGCGAUGGAAGGCUGUUCUGGAGAGUAUGUGAACCAGUCUAUUGUAAGUGGGCAUUUCACCUGUGGUGUUGCUGGCACUGUUAUGGUCCUGAAAAAAUAUAGUGAAAUUUAACCCAUGCCGUUUAAAUCGCAAGUACUGUGUUGUAGUUUGUGUUUGAAUGACAUGUACUAGCCUUGUGUAUGGGCAUGCACACACGAGUACAAAUACACUUACAUUGAUAUGUUUGUAAAUACAUUUUGGGGGAACUACACAAUCAACUGUGGAUUUGUUCAACCACCAGGAUAUAGCAUUUCAACAAUGGGCAGCUUGCUCCUAAUUUCUGCAAACGUCAUUCUUUAAGCACCUGCAGAGCAUUGAUUUAUACGCCAUACGUGGAUAUCUGAUUUUUUCAUGGGUAAAUGGGAUGAGAUUUCUUUUUUUACCCUCAGUGUGUGCUGUUCAUUUUAUGUGACAUUUAGCUUUGCCCAUGAAUUACUGUGCAGUAUCCACCACCUUAAGGACACAGUACCUUACUGACAAAAACAAUGGCCCCUUGUAUGGCCCAAUGUGUCUGCAAUGCUGUAUUUUCAUUUUUAAUAUUUUAUAUUUUUGUUUGGGUUGUUUUUGCUUUGUGUACAGUAUUUGUCACAGGGAUAGUUCAGUGUUAAACCACAGUGUGUAAGCAUGGGUGAUUGUUAACCCAGCUGUCAUGUACAAUAGUUAGCAGAUACAGAACUAUGACCGCAGGGUUGAGUAGGCAUUACCAAGAAAUUGAGAUUGUUGAUCGUCAGCUCCUUAUAUGAUGGCCUUAUGAGCACGAAAACAUGGUUUACGUGCGAGUUUUUGAAUGUGUUUGCCAUUAAGCUGGCAUUUAAAUGCACUGAAUGGUGGGGGCAGUGGCUGUCUUUCUGGCAAGUUUAGAAGACCCAACCUCCCAUAUUUGAAUCUUGACUUCCAGCUUUCGUGACUGCAGGAAUUCAUAUUAUUGGGUCUUUCGGUAAAGUCACGUAGAUAGGUUCAAAGGAAAUAAGAAAAAAUUACUAAUAACUACGACGUUUUGAUCGCAACACAAGCGGGUUUUUUUUUCUUUGUGAUGACGAACGCUUGAGUUAGGAACAAAUUUGUGACAAAUUUAAAAGUGAAUAAAAUAUUGUUUAGUUUAAUUUGAUUCUACCUGGGUGCAUCCGAGCAUGGCCUAGUCAGCUUAAGUAAAGCGUUGCAAGGCUCCCUUUGCCACGUAAAUUGCCUUGUACAAAAUCACGCACUUACAAAAAAGUAAUGAUAUUAUAUAACUUUUUGUCGUGUAUAAAUCAACACAUCUGUACAAUAAAAUGAGUUACAGUCAAGUUGAUUGUACAGUACUUGAAUACGUACUGUCGUUAAGGUUUUAAAUAUAUGGGUGAACAUUGUGUAAGCACACUUGCGUAAAGCAUCACAAGGUAGUUUGCUUUACACUCUGGCUGGCCUGAUGGCGCUUUAUGAAAUCUAACGUUGAAUGUUAUACAGCAAUUGAAAUUCAUUUAAUUCGCAAUGUGGUGCAUUCGUAAAUUUAUCGUACAGUAAUUCACUUGCGUAUUGAGUACAAGCUUUACAAAAUGUCCAAUCUGUGCAGGACUUACAUGAAGCCAUUAUAAAGAGGCAACUUGUGGGUGUUAAAUUUGGCAAUGGACUGCAGUAACUCGUGUUCGGUAUGUUUGAAACUCGCAAAAUAGACUGGCUUUUCUAGUGUUUUACUCUUUUGCCAAUUUGAAUACUGUACUGUAUAAGCUGAACCCCAUUUUAGGACUGUUUUGUAAAACUUGCAUUGUGAAAAGGUAAGAAAGGAACUGCUACAUUUUAAAUACAGCACUGUAUUGUCUAUGUACAUGAGUACAAUUUUAGAAUAGCACAUGCAGAUUUUGGAAACAGUGUUUGUAUAAAAACUGUGCCUUUUAUAAUUGUAAAGCAUAAGACAACUGAACAGCUUUUUUUGCAUUUUAUUUGUAAACUGAUUUAUCUAUGCAAAUGACGUCUGUGCAUAUGUAGUAACGCAAGGUGUGAUGUGAUGCUUACGAGUGAUUAAUAAACAUGCAUGUCAACCUGU